Messenger RNA from Seriola dumerili (greater amberjack), 1044 nucleotides. RefSeq names its product zinc finger protein DPF3-like. Bases 1 to 1044 code for a protein of 347 amino acids. The transcript has 10 exons. Gene Ontology annotation, cellular component: nucleus. The record is from RefSeq and is a predicted model, not a curated record. Lineage: Eukaryota; Metazoa; Chordata; Actinopteri; Carangiformes; Carangidae.
AUGGCGGCUGUCAUUCAGAAUCCACUAAAAGCGUUGGGCGACCAAUUCUACAAGGAGGCUAUUGAGCAGUGCCGCAGCUACAAUGCUCGCCUGUGUGCCGAACGCAGCGUCCGCCUGCCAUUCCUGGACUCACAAACCGGCGUGGCCCAGAACAACUGCUACAUCUGGAUGGAACGGCACCACCGUAGCCCCGGGGUUUCAGCCGGGCAGAUGUACACUUACCCCGCCCGCUGCUGGAGAAAGAAAAGACGGCUGCACAACACCACAGAUCCCCGCCUGGGCAUCUACGGCCUGCAGCUCGACGGUGGCCUCAUGUCCAAGGACACCUUGCCCACUCAGAGCACCACACUGGAGGCUCUGCUGCGAGGAGAGGGUCUAGACAAGAGGAACAACGCUAAGAACGAUGAGGAGAGUCUGCUGGAGAUCCAGAGGGUUCUGGAGGCCGACGCGGCAGAAGACGCUUUCAACGAUGAUGACGACUACGAAGUAGACACUCCCAAGAGGAGACAUCGGGGCAAAGGAAGAGGUCGGGGUUCAGGCCGUAGGAGGACAGACCUGGAUGACGACAAGCCAUAUGUCUGUGACAACAGAUACAAACAAAAGCAGAACUCAAAAUCUUCGACCUCAGUCUGUGCAAAGCGCUACAGGAACCGUACGGGACUAAGCUACCACUACACCCAUUCCCACCUGGCAGAGGAGGACAGAGCUGGAGAGAGGAACACGGUGGCGUCCAGGUCUCCCUCUGCACCACAGACUGACAGACACAAACGUCCAAAGGGUCCAGGUGGGACCAGCAUUCCCAACAACUACUGUAAUAAAUGCCAGGGCUCCAACAAGAAAACGGGUAAAUCUGGGUCUCCCUGCGCAGCCUGCCAAUGCACAACUGACCGCGGAGAAGAGAAGGAAGAUGGGACUUUUACCGGAGCCGAGGAGCUGUUCGGCACCACCUCGGAGAGCGACACUUCCACCUUUCACGGCUUUGAGGACGACGAGCUGGAGGAGCCCGCUACAAACAGCAACGGGAUAUCCAACCGUCACAGAUAG